AGCCAUAACUAGAGUACUAAACUGCAAAUUUCUCUUAAACCUCGUCUCGUCGGAUAGAAAACGCUUUCCCCACUAGGGUUUUGCACUUCUUCGAGUCGAAUCCGUGUAACAGGAAGAACCGCCGAAUUCCGCAGCCAUGGCAAGCACAAAAGUUCAGAGGAUCAUGACCCAGCCCAUCAACCUGAUUUUCAGGUUCCUUCAGAGUAAAGCUCGCAUUCAAAUAUGGCUUUUUGAGCAGCGAGACCUGAGGAUUGAGGGCCGGAUCAUUGGCUUUGAUGAGUACAUGAAUUUGGUUCUGGAUGAUGCUGAAGAAGUCAACGUUAAGAAGAAGAGCAGAAAAUCUUUAGGGCGGAUUCUUCUCAAGGGAGACAACAUAACUCUGAUGAUGAACACGGGAAAAUGAUGGUGAUUCCAGCAAAUGUAUAAAUCGGGUUAUGUUGCCUUUUCAAUUACAUGGAGGUCUAGCAUCCUUUGGUUUACUGCUAUGUUAGAUGGAACUACUGGACGUCAUGUAUGAUUAAUCAACUUAUCUUUGCCUACAUCUAUGGACUAGCUAGACGCAACUGUUGCUCGUUUA
This is a messenger RNA of Juglans microcarpa x Juglans regia, 577 nucleotides long. RefSeq names its product small nuclear ribonucleoprotein E-like. Gene Ontology annotation, cellular component: U2 snRNP; U4/U6 x U5 tri-snRNP complex; precatalytic spliceosome. NCBI's taxonomy places the organism in Eukaryota, Viridiplantae, Streptophyta, Magnoliopsida, Fagales, Juglandaceae. The coding region runs from base 137 to 403 and encodes 88 amino acids. The transcript has 6 exons. Gene Ontology annotation, biological process: spliceosomal snRNP assembly; mRNA splicing, via spliceosome. Gene Ontology annotation, molecular function: RNA binding. The record is from RefSeq and is a predicted model, not a curated record.